This is a messenger RNA of Paramisgurnus dabryanus, 819 nucleotides long. The record is from RefSeq and is a predicted model, not a curated record. Lineage: Eukaryota; Metazoa; Chordata; Actinopteri; Cypriniformes; Cobitidae.
UUUGUCACGAAGUGUUCAUCAGCUUUUAGGAGUUUAAGGAGUUUAUCGUUUCAGAUUUUUGGACUGAAAACCCUGGAGAAAAUGUUUCACAGAUUUCUGAUCUGUUUGAUGAUGUUGCCUCUGACUGGUGUGUUUGGUGAUGAAGUGAAGUCAGUGUCAGUGAUGAAGGGAGAUUCUCUUACUCUACACACUAAUGUUACUGAAAUAAAUAUUGUUGAUCAGUUAGAAUGGACAUUUGGACCUCAAGACUCUCGCAUAGCUUUAAUUGAUAAAGAAAUCAGUGGGACCCUAAUUUAUGGUAACAUUGUUCUUGAUGGAAGAUUCAGAGAUCGAGUGAAGGUGGAUUAUCAAACUGGAGAUCUCAUCAUCACAAACAUCACAGCUCAACACACUGGACUUUAUCAAAUGACAUUUAUCAGCAAGUUGAAGAAAUCAUGCAGAUUCACAAUUACUGUCUAUGGUCCUUUACCCGUUCCUGUCAUUAGCAAGGCCUCUUCACAAUGUUCCUCAUCAUCAGAAAGAUCAUCAGUCUCAAAAUGUGUGUUGUUGUGUUCAGUGUUGAAUGUGAGAGAUGUGAGUCUGUCCUGGUACAAAGGAAACAGUUUAUUGUCCAUCAUCAGUGUUUCUGAUCUCAACAUCAGACUCUCUCUACCUCUGGUGUUUGAAUAUCAGGAUAACAACACAUACAGCUGUGUGGUGAACAAUCCCAUCACAAACCAAACUCAACAUCUCAACAUCACUGAUGUCUGUCAGCCGUGUUCAGACAGUCUUCAAUCUUUGUCUCUGUUUGUGUUUCAGGUGUGUUUAGUGAUGAAGUGA